Calidris pugnax (ruff) is the source of this 852-nucleotide messenger RNA. Its product is annotated as vegetative cell wall protein gp1-like. Bases 1 to 852 code for a protein of 283 amino acids. NCBI's taxonomy places the organism in Eukaryota, Metazoa, Chordata, Aves, Charadriiformes, Scolopacidae. The transcript is spliced from 2 exons. The record is from RefSeq and is a predicted model, not a curated record.
AUGGCGCUGCCACCACUCUGGCUCCCACUGAACGGCCCCUGCGCUCCUGCAGCACCCCAGAUCCUUCCCACCUUUGUGCUCCCGCAAACCUUCUACCCUCAAGGCUGGGCCACCCUGGCUCCACUGCCCGGGCAGGAGCAGCCCUUCCCCGCAGCCUGGGCUCCCCCCGUGGGGGCACAACCAUGGGCCCCUCAGGCCCCACCACCAGGUAUGGCCCCCCUCUCCCCUCUGCCACCUUCAGCCCCCAAGGACCCUGCUCACCGGCACCAUCUCACCCCCCUCUCCCUUCUCACCUUCACCGUCCCACCUCCCCUCUUCCCCCACAGCACUUUUGGCACCGGGGGGGAGGCUUCAGCAAGCCCGGCUGAGCGUCCCUGCCCUCGCCUGCCCACUAAAGCCCAUUUCCAGAGACUUUCCCACCCCCUUGGGCCACCUCUCACGUUUCCCCCCCAGAAGCGCGUCCCCUCCCUAGUUUCCAGCCCUGUCCCCCCCCAGCACAGCAGCUCACCCCGGGGAGUGCCCGGCCACCAGCUCCCCAGGAGCCUGGCCCACAGCAGGGACGGGGACCACAGGGGUGCCCUGGGCUCGGCGGGUGCCCUGGAGGCUGCCCCCAGCCCAGCACGGCUCCCUUUCCCCCCACAGGGCUGCAGAUGGCCCCCUGCGGCUGCUGCUUCCAUCCCCAGGGCUUCCACCUCCAGCGGACCAUCACCAACCCGCUUCCACCGGCCACCCUCACACUCAGCCACGGCACCGCUGCUCCCCCGGGCCCUGCCCUGUGGGGUCUCAGGGGCUGUCAGACCCUCCCGGCCUCGGCAGCCCCCGGCAGCCUCCAGGGACAACCCAUGGCCAUAG